This is a messenger RNA of Paramecium sonneborni, 1174 nucleotides long. The record is from the annotation of a GenBank genome assembly. Lineage: Eukaryota; Ciliophora; Oligohymenophorea; Peniculida; Parameciidae.
AUGUAGGAGUUAACAGAACUUAAGAAUUUAGUUAUACAAUCUCUAGAAGCAAAUGGUUCAUUGGCAAAGAUUAGAGCACAAAUAAGAGCAUCAGUCUUUAAUGUGGUUGAUUAGUAAGAAACCAAUAACAAAAAGCCAUCACCAUUUUUCUGGGAAAAUAAUAAGGCUUAAACUAUAUAUGAAUUGGCUUGUGGUAGAGAUAUGUUAGAGUUGAUUAAAGAGUUUUUCUUAUUUUUUGAGAUGCAUUAUACAAAUUCAAUAUUUUCAAGGUAAUUUUUUAACUUUAUAUUUCUAAGUGAAAGUAAUUUAAGAGAUGAAAUAAAUCGAGAAUAAAUAGCUAAAAAAUUAAAUAUAGAAGUUAACGAUGCUACUAAACCUUUGUUAUAUUUCUUAUUGAAAAAUCGUCAUUCAGAGAAAUAAUCGUAUAAUAUAAAUAAAGAUAAUUUAGUGAAGAAAAAGUUCCUUAAAAAAUAGCUUAACCAUUUUCUAAGGAAGUUUAAAUGUAAUAAUAAUAAUAAUAAUAAAAAUAAUAACAAGAAUAAAAAUUAUAAGAGCAAAAAAAAUAAGAUGAAUUGAAAAAGCAAGAAGAACUAAAAAGGUAAGAAGAAUAAAGAAAAUUAUAAUAAUUAGAAGAAUAAAGAAAAAAUGAUGAAUUAAAAAAAUAAUAAUAAGAAGAAUAGAAGAGAUUGGAAGAAUAAAAGAAAGAAUAGUAACGAAAAUAAUAAGAAGAAUAGAGAAAAUAAUAAGAGGAAUUAAAAAAGUAAUAAGAACAAUAAAAAUAAGAAUAAUAACGUUUAGAAUAAUAGAAGUUAGAAUAAUAAAAGAAAGAAUAAGAAAAAUUAAAAGAAUAGUAAAAAUAAUAAGAAUUAUUAAAAUAAUAAUAAGAAAAAGAAAGAUUAGAGGCAGCUUAGAAAAAGAAUUAGCCAAAAAAAAUUGAUAAUAGAAACUUUGAAGAUGAAAAGUAUGAUAAUGAAGAUUUUGAAGAAGAAAUAGAAGGAGAAGUAUAUAAAUAAUAUAAAAUUAGGAUUUGAGAGAUUCAUAAUUAUAAUAAGAUUAGUUUUAAGAAUCUGAUGAAUAUAUGUAAUAAUCUUAAUCGUAAGGAAUUGAUAUGACAGUUGAUUCAGCAGCUUUAGAAGAAUUUGAUUAUUUUGAAGAAAUAGAAGAGAUGGAUUGA